UCUUAUUGUUGCUACGUUUUUAGACUGAUUGUUUCAAGUCUGUCUGUUUCUGAGGUCAGCAGGCGCUGGGCCAUGGCAAAGCUACCCACUUUAUGUGCUCUCUCUUUCCCUCUCAACCUUCUACUUCAAGUCUGUACUGUACAUAUAAGCCUUUGUAUUUCUUUAGUUUCACUCAUACUUGUCUCUCCCACUCCAAUCUCCAUCACUGCUUAGUAUUUUCUUGGUUAUUUUGUUAGCUCUGAUAGAAACCCUUUUGCCCAAAAGGAGGAGGCCACUUCUUUGGGUAUUGCAGUACCAGUUCGAGGCUUUGAGCAUUGAGCAUGGGUUCAGGAGUUUGGUUUAAGAAUAUAAUCGGCAAAAAGAAGGUGAAGGGUGGGAAAUCCGGGAAAGUCAAGGUGGUAACACUGAACCACGUAAAUUUCUUGUGUCGUUUAUCUUUUCUGCAACACUACGUUCAUCACCUCCGCACGACCACCAACAAAUUGGCGCCGUCUGUGGGAACCAUGGCAGCCGCUAGGUUCAAUCUUGAGAAAUUCACUGGUGCGAAUGACUUUGGGUUAUGGAGAAUCAAGAUGCGAGCAAUCUUGAUCCAGCAAGGGUUAGCAGAUGCCCUAAUUGCAGAAGACAAGCCUGCAAAAGAAGAGGAGGGCGAUGAGAAAACUGAUGAGAAGCUCGUUGCAAAGAAGGAGGUGGCAGAGAAGGCGUAUAGCACACUGAUCUUGAGCCUCUUUGAUCGAGUCCUAAGGGAAGUCUCGAAGGAAACCACCGCUGCAGGCAAAUGGUCCAAACUUGAAGAUGGCUGCAAAGAGGAUCUCUGCUCUCUCAAAGGGUGUAUAGCAGUAGCCAGUGGUGCUUGUCUCGACAAUCAGGGCAGUGUUGGUCUCUCCAGAGAAUAUGUUGCUGCUAGAAAGAUUCAGACUGCAUACUGUGCACAUGCUGCACGGAAAAGUCUUCGUCAAAUGAGAGGAACUGUAAGGUUACAGAAGCUGGUGCAUGAUUCCAUUAAGAAUCAAGCCUCGGCUACAUUGAGUCACCUGCACUCGUGGACCAAGACGCAGGCCAAGAUCAGAGCACGUCAUGCUAAUAUUGUUAUGGAAGGCCGGCUUAAGCAGAAGAAGCUGGAGAAUCAGUUGAAGCUAGAAGCAAAGCUUCAUGACUUUGAGGUGGAGUGGAAUGGUGGUUCUGAAACAGUGAGUGAAGCUCUUGAAAAAAUACAUCAUAGAGAAGAGGCAGCAGUGAAAAGGGAGCGAGAUCUGGCAUAUGCCUUUACUCAUCAGUGGAGGGCCAACACAAUCCCAAGUUUCGGGUCAGGCAAUAAAGAACUCAGCAAAGAAAACUGGGGCUGGAGCUGGAUGGAUCGUUGGAUAGCUGCUCGGCCUUGGGAAAGGCGAGUUGAAGUGCUUAACAGCCCCCAUAAAACACAGCUGACCUCCCAGCCCCCAAAACUGAUCUCUCCUAACGGAAAGGCAGUUAAGAAAACCAUUUCCCGCCAAAUUGAUCUCUCCUAG
This is a messenger RNA of Salvia splendens (bonfire salvia), 1508 nucleotides long. Its product is annotated as protein IQ-DOMAIN 5. The record is from RefSeq and is a predicted model, not a curated record. Bases 321 to 1508 code for a protein of 395 amino acids. The transcript has 8 exons. Lineage: Eukaryota; Viridiplantae; Streptophyta; Magnoliopsida; Lamiales; Lamiaceae.